Molecule: messenger RNA, 942 nt
Organism: Brassica rapa (field mustard)
Lineage: Eukaryota; Viridiplantae; Streptophyta; Magnoliopsida; Brassicales; Brassicaceae
Product: iron-sulfur assembly protein IscA-like 2, mitochondrial
Biological process (GO): iron-sulfur cluster assembly
Cellular component (GO): mitochondrion
Molecular function (GO): iron ion binding; 4 iron, 4 sulfur cluster binding; 2 iron, 2 sulfur cluster binding
Source: RefSeq, a predicted model, not a curated record
AUCUCAAUGCAUAUAAAGGACUAAAUUGAUCAUAAAACAAAACAAUAGGACCAAUUUGGAAAAAUAUUAGAAAUUGUGGGGCAGUAUAGAAACAAAUUACGUGGAGGCUCUCAGGAGAAGCGUGGUGACCAAAUCCUCCGUCUCUCGCCUCCUCCAUCAUCAUCAUCAUCUCCAGAGAGCUUUAAAGAUUUGUCUUCUAUGGCGAGAAAGCUCUAAAUCGAAUAUUUUUAGAAAGAGAGAGAGAUUGUGAAAAGAAGAUGUCGAGAUCUCUGGCGAAACGUUUUGUACCCUAUGUGUCUGCUCGUAUAAGAGAGAAUCAUCGGAUGCUUAAUUAUUAUUGUUCUUCCUCUUCUUCUGCUCUCAAAGAAGCUUCUUCUUCUUCUUCUUCUUCUUCGUCCUCCUCCCAAUCUGAAUCACCUUCUCUCGAGGCUGUUCAUCUCAGCGACAAUUGUAUCCGGAGAAUAAAAGAGUUACAAUCUAGUGAACCGGAGAAGAAGCUGCUUCGAUUGGGUGUAGAAACUGGAGGCUGUUCUGGUUUCCAGUACGUCUUUGAGCUUGAUCAUAAAACCAACCCUGAUGACAGGGUGUUUGAGAAGGACGGUGUCAAGUUGGUUGUAGAUAAUGUCUCAUAUGACUUUGUCAAAGGCGCUACUGUUGAUUACGUCGAGGAGCUCAUCCGUUCUGCUUUCGUGGUAGCUGAAAAUCCGGCAGCAGUGGGUGGAUGCAGUUGUAAAAGCUCCUUCAUGGUGAAACAGUGAAUCAUUCUUCUUUUACAUGACUAGAAACCAUAUUUGAUCUUUUGUUUAUUUACUUGUACAAUGUCUCACAAGUUUUUGCUAUGUAUCAUCAAAAGGCAUUACUAGGGGAAAGAUACAAAAACUCUGUAGGCUUCUAGCUCAAACAAAAAACAAAAUCAUAUGUUCAAUCCUAUUUUUUAUAUAA